Girardinichthys multiradiatus is the source of this 2577-nucleotide messenger RNA. RefSeq names its product immediate early response 5-like (gene ier5l). The transcript has a single exon. Lineage: Eukaryota; Metazoa; Chordata; Actinopteri; Cyprinodontiformes; Goodeidae. The coding region runs from base 151 to 975 and encodes 274 amino acids. The record is from RefSeq and is a predicted model, not a curated record.
UUUCUGCCGUCUGAGAUUCUGUAAAUGAGUGCUGAUUCUCAGCAGCGCCUCGGUGUCUCCAAUGAUUCCACUCACAGCUGACUGGAACAGUUCUGACAGAACCAAAGCAGAUCACUGACAGGCGGUUCUGUUUUCCCGGACGGGAGCUGGAUGGAGGUAGACCGGGGGGCCAUGGAGUGCGCUGUGGACGCGCAGAGCCUGAUCUCCAUCUCCUUAAUGAAGAUCCACAACUCCAGGACGCAAAGAGGAGGCAUCAAGCUGCACAAGAACCUGCUGGUCUCCUACGUGCUGAGGAACGCGCGGCAGGUCUACAUCAAGGAGAAGUAUGCGGAGAUCUACAGGAUGCAGCAGUAUGAGGAGGUGAUGGCGGUCUGCAACGAGAUCCAGGAGCUGGACCCGCUGGACCUGGGCGCGGAGGACGGGGACGAGGAGGAGCAGGGACGGGCUCCGUGCUGCGGAGAGGAGAGCCGGACGGCGAGCAGCAGAGAGCCGGAGCAGCAGUACUACCGGAGCUGCUGCAUGGAGGCUCCUCCGGGCUCCCCCUGCGACCAGUUCGUCCAGAACAGCAGCACCCACUGCAACAAAACCACCGUGCUGGACCUGGACACGCAUGUGGUGACCACGGUGGAGAACGGCUUCCUGCACCAGGACUGCUGCUGCGCCGCGCCGCAGUGCGCACCGGGCGCACCGGGGGCAGCGGCCAGGAAGCGGAAGGUAGACUUCGGUUGUUGCGCCCUGGACUCGGAGGAGCUGUCGGACUUCACGGUGGGUCGCAAGCGGUUGAAACGGGAGGACUGCUCUAGCCCGGACUGUAACCCGGACUACACGGACACGUCCAACAUCUCCAACCUGAUCUCCAUCUUCGGCUCCGGCUUCUCCGGGCUGCUGAGCCGGCAGGCAGACCUGGAGCAGGUCUGCAGCAAGCAGGCGCUGGCCAGCCUCGGAGCCUGGACCCGGGCCAUCGUGGCGUUCUGAACGGCUCCGGGUCGGUUCGCCCCUUUACCAAAUCGUAGCGCUGUUUCGUAUCCGUAAAGAAACCAUUUCGUACCCAUGUGGUUGAAUCAGGGCGAAUGAGUUUAGUCUUAACGUUUGACAAUUAUGAAUAUAAACGGUCAUGCAGUGGUUACAUGUUACUUCUAAUUUAACUGGAAAUUACCAGAAAACUUUCUAUUACACUAUUUCCAUUCAUUUUGGUUCCCAGUUUGAUCCGGCUGUUUCAUGUAAGAUCUGACAGAUUAUGACCCCUGAUUAAACAACUAACUGACCUCCUGCUGAUUUUAGAGUCUGAAAACGAGUUUCUUACAGAAGCGAAUGAGCAGAAUUUCAAACUUAAUAUAGUUUAAAAUUAUUGGUUUUCAAAACGGGGACGAAGUGACGCAUGGUCCGUAUGAGCAGUUCUGUUUCAUACCCAGGUACGAAAUGGCGAUGGGGCGAAAUGACCUGCAGCCGUUCUUGACUCAGACAGUUUUUCUGAUUAAAGGGAGACCGGGCUCAAUUGUUCUGUGUGGGAAUAUUUCUGAACCUGUUCCUGUUUACGCACCUGGCAGUUAGGACGGGAGGGGGUUGGUUUCAUUUUGCACAUCCAGGAGGCUGAAGUUGUUCCUCAGACAUAGCUCUACCAGAGGGUUCUCCAGAAAAUGGGAACUUUUUCCUUUGCACACAUACAGCUGUGCAGAAAAUCUGAGUUAGGUCCCACUUAUCUGCUCACAGAUGCACACGUCUGCAGAACCCAGGCUAAAACAGCAAAACAAAUCAAAUAAGGUGUCCGGUUUGAUGUUUUUAGAGGAUUUCAGGCCGCUGUCUCCUGUUUCAGCCAUCUUCACACCUGAUGUCAACAGCUGUGAUGCAGUCCUGUGUGAGAGUUGGACUGAUGCAAGAUUUUACCUCAGAGCACACGUGUCUUAAAAUAAACAUGAACAGGAGGGACAUGCGUGUCGUUCAGAGCUUAUUGGAGGAAAUGUAGGCAAUGCAGAUGAGCCCGGCCUCCUCCUUCAGAGUCAAAAUCCAGACAAACAGAGCAGAUCUGUGCAGAAGGAGCAGAACAUGUUGGUGCCAUAUCUGCAGACCUGGAUCUGAGGGAUGGGUGGACUUCUGUUGCCUUAAACCUGAUGCACAUUACUGCUAGCUCCGAUGGAAUUGACUGAAUGUUCUGCUGUCCACUUUGAGAUGAGUUUAAGCAGUUUAUCAGCAUGUUAAUGAGAAACAGACUCUGGAUCAGCUCUGUACCUCGUCUGUGAUCACAAGCUUUCUUUUCCUUUCAGUUAUUGUCGCCAUUGUUUAUUACUCCAGCUUGGUUUUGUGAGUUUAAACUUUGUAAAAAAAAAAGAUCGAUCAUAGUCCUUUUGUUUUAAAAAGGGAAGCUCCUGAUUUCAGCCAUAACCCCGAGGAUCCAUGUGUUAGCUUUACGAGCACUAUGUGUACCAAAAUAAAGAGAGUAUUCAGCCAUUCUCGACAUAUUUUCUUUGUUAUUCUUGUAUUUUUGUGCUUAAUAAAUUGUAUAUCUCCGGGUGAAACUGUUCGAGAAAGUAUUUGUUAAAAUUUAUAAUCUUAAUAAAAAAUGAAAGUCUUUCAUCUUAA